AUGAUGCGAACUGCCUCUGGAUCGACCGCUGCUACCUCGGUCGGAAGCGAAAGUAAACAUGACUCCAUCACCGCCUUGUGUGCUUUAGACAUUCCUACAGUCAAGAUAGGAUCUCAAGAGGAUCCCUUCAUCGUCAUCAACAACAUUCAACAAAGAGCUUCUCUUACUAAACUCACUGGAAUGACGCUCGAAAAGUUUACCCAAUGGGAUGAGUCACCAUCGAGACGUGGCCGGCUGUUUUUUUACAGUGCUGAGCACGAGGUACUCAUUAUUAAACUUCCUCUAUCUGAGAUACAUGAAUACCUCCAUCGGACUCUUGAUAAAGAGAUCACCCGCCAAAUGAGUGAAGAUCUUUAUGGGGAGAUUUCUGCAUAUGGGUCAGCAACAUACUAUAUGAGGAAAAGCGGAAUGGUAACUGCUGCUGGGGAGGGAGACUCAAGCCUUGGGUUGAAAGAUAGGAGAAAGAAUGAUCGCUGGCCUACCGUCGUCAUAGAAGCGGGCUGGUCGCAGAGCAGAGCUGCCUUAGUUGCUAAGGCACAUUGGUGGUUUGAAGCUUCCAACCGGGCAGUCAAGAUUGUACUUUUGAUCAUUGCAUCCCCGCUGCAGAUCCAAGUUGAGAAGUGGAAGACCAAUCCUUUGCCACACAGCUCCGCAGUAGCACCAAAUCGACCUAACACCCGGCUCUUCCAGAGACAAGCGACUAACCUAUACCCGAAAGUCCAUCCGCCUGUUCUGACAGUCAACCGAGCCUCAGCUAACACCCCUUCCAACGACUACAGGGUGACUAGUAGUCCCUUGCGGCUGGAGUUCCGUGAUGUAUUUCUCCGGGACCCAGUGCCACCUGAAGGAGAUGUCUUGCUGGAGGAGAGGUUCUUUCGGAGCUACGCGGAAGAAGCUUGGGAGAAUGUUCUAGAUCAGUAG
Clonostachys solani is the source of this 921-nucleotide messenger RNA. NCBI's taxonomy places the organism in Eukaryota, Fungi, Ascomycota, Sordariomycetes, Hypocreales, Bionectriaceae. The record is from the annotation of a GenBank genome assembly.